AUGGCGCUGCUGGUCAUGUCGCAGGCCAACGGCGAGUCCUCUACAGUCGGCUCGUUGUUCAACGGCUUGGCGUUCUUUGUGCUCCAGAAAGUGCCCUCGCGCACACACUAUGUCGACCUACUCAAAGCCAAUGGUGGACGUGUAGUCAAGACAGAGGGACAGGCCGACCAUGUGAUUGCGGAUCAGCUCAGGAAGGACGCACCGGCGGGCUCGAUAUCCUAUGAGUACAUAACAACGGCAAUACGAACUGGCGAGCUUCCAGACCCUGCCGACCACCCUGCCGGACCACCACUAGGCGCGCUGCGAGAAGUGGGUUCGAUAGCGAUUCCUGGCAAGACGACAAGAACGCCCUUCACGGCUGAGGACGACAAGGUACUGUGGCAGUGGGUGGAGCGAUUGCGACAAGAAGGAGGUUCGGUCAAGGGCAAUGAGAUCUACAAGCAGCUGGAAGUGCGGAACUCGAGGCAUACAUAUCAGGCAUGGCGAGAUCGGUACAUCAAAAAAUUGAUGAACACCCCGCCCGCUGGCGUACAAGUCACAGUCGCAGCCAACGCGCCGCCGAGUCCGCCGGCUGCGUCAGACGGCGAGGCAGACGUUGAGGACCACCGGGAGAAGAAGGAGCCAGUCAAUGAUGGGACAAUCGAGGCAGGCGCUACCCGCGACGUCAUGACGGACGAGAAUGGUGCCAAGUUCACGGCAGAAGACUUUGACAACCUCAUGCUAAAUGCUGGCGACAUUAUGAAGGUCGACGCAGACCGUGGCGAUGAGGCAUGGGCGGCUUGGGCCCUAACCUUCACAAGCCAUCCGGCAGAUACUUGGCGCGUAUAUUGGGAGGAGAACGUUCUACCGAUCUAUCUCGAGAGGCGAGAUGUACGCCGCAGAAAGCGCAACUUGAGCACCGAGGAACGUGCAUCGCCCAGUAAGCGUACGCGAAGUAGUACGACGUCCAAGUCUGCUCAGAUUGACGAUGGCGACUCUACGGAAAUUAUCGGGCCGCACUCUAUGAUGAGCAACCUGUUGAUUGAGCAAAGCACACCGAAGGCCUUGAGUUCGAGUAGAACCUUCGAGAUACUGAGCGAUGUUGUAGACUUAGAAGCUCGUGCCGCUGUCGAGCCGCCUUUUGAGGCUUCAGAGACCAAUCGGGCAGCAGAAGAACAGCUGCGAAAGGAUAUGUCGCUUCCGCAUCCUAUAGAUGACGAGGCGAUCGCUAUCGACCAACAAGCGCGCCCAGUCCCAGAGUCAGACGGAGACGGAAACAUAGCCAAGGAUGAGGCAGACACCACAAUCUCUCAUUAUCUCAUAGAGGAUGGCGAGGUAGAAGAUGGAUUGCCCGGCGAAGACGUUCUCGACGAUGAGUUCUUUGGCAACGCGCUCACGGAAGCUAAUCUCGCAACGCAAGAAGGGCAGAGUCGGCCUCAACAACCCGUUCGAGGCAUCGACAUACCCGCAGAUGAUCCCAGCAAGGACCAGGGUUCGUACGCAGAUUAUUUGCGAAACCUGAUUGGCAGUGUACCGGGCCAAGGGGCUGCCUUUGAUGUUCAGGCCCAAGCGCCGAGAAUGCAGUUUCCACUACUGUCGGAUGCUGCGCUUGACGACACAAUGUACACCCACAAUGACGGUAACUUAUUCUCCGACUUGCCAAUGUCAUCUCAGCAGGAGGUAGAUGAUGCAUUUGAAGUCAAUCUGGACUGGCCUUCGUCACCGCAGCAGGUGCAGAAGACGCCUAUGGCGAGCCAGACCCAAGACCGGCCUCUUCAGACUGGUGUCCACUACCGUGAGCUUCCGAACGGACGGGAGGAUGAAGCGGACGACGACAUGUUCUCAGCUCAGCCACCAGAGCUUCAAGUUGAGUAUCCUCCUUUGCCUGUGACUACGACUGUAGACGAGCGACAAAUGCAGGAGGAAGCGUUUGGUGUCCAGCGAGUACCAGCGAAUGCUACAAUGGUUGUAGAAGGUCUAGAGGUCAGCAAUGACGUGGUUAUUUUUGAUGAUGGUGAGGAGAACGACGAAUAUUUCGAUUUGACCCUACCAGAGCCUGAGGGUGGCUUUGGGUUCUCGCCGUCACCAAUUCGAGCAUCGGCUGGUCAAGAGGGAGAGCAAAGUGCUAUGCACGUACAGUCUGAGCAUGACAACGUGGAGCUGGCGAAGCCGCACCCGGACCAACGAGAGACAGUGUCGUCUGCUGAAGAUCCAAGUUCGUCCUUCGAGGACAGCUCACCAGAAUCUUCUUCCCAACCUCACAGUAACAAGACUGGCAAGCGGGCGCUCGAGACCCAGGACAUUCUCAAUGCGGAAACUCAACAGCCAGAUUUGGAGGUGCCUUUGCCACCGGAUUCAGAUGACGACGAGGACGAAGCCGAUGCGGGCAAUUAUAGGCUAUCAUCUAAGCCGCUGAGGUCGACUGCACCUGCCCCCGUGCGGACUCAGCAGGCACGUGAUUAUCGCCAGAUGCAACCAAGCACAAGAGCUCCGACACAUCCAUAUCUUGUCUCCCGAUCCACUGCGAAUCGCAAAGCACUGAAACAACAAGCCCCACCACAAGCUCUCGAGUCACAAGCCUUCACCGAACCGCUCCACCUAGAUACAUACAUCCAAACAGCCUGCCUGCACUACAAAGUCGACGAAGCUACCGUCAUCACAGCGCUGAAAGCAACUAAUAUGCGACCUGAUCCUGCAGAGCUAGUGAUGCUUGAGCUCAAAGCCGGACGAGGACUACCAAAAGACGUGCCGGGCGUUUGGUCCGAGGCAGAGGAUGUCGUGAUUGAGGGUGGGGAUGCAAGGAGGAUGAACGUGGUGGCUGCGAAGCAUAGUUGGGAAGAGGUGCAGGCGAGGUUGGAGUUCUUGAACGAGUGGAGGGUGGGAUGA
Molecule: messenger RNA, 2865 nt
Organism: Recurvomyces mirabilis
Lineage: Eukaryota; Fungi; Ascomycota; Dothideomycetes; Mycosphaerellales; Teratosphaeriaceae
Exons: 2
Coding region: 1-2865 (954 amino acids)
Biological process (GO): regulation of DNA-templated transcription; telomere maintenance via telomere lengthening
Cellular component (GO): shelterin complex
Molecular function (GO): telomeric repeat DNA binding
Source: RefSeq, a predicted model, not a curated record